This is a messenger RNA of Ipomoea triloba (trilobed morning glory), 863 nucleotides long. Its product is annotated as oil body-associated protein 2C-like. NCBI's taxonomy places the organism in Eukaryota, Viridiplantae, Streptophyta, Magnoliopsida, Solanales, Convolvulaceae. The record is from RefSeq and is a predicted model, not a curated record. Bases 54 to 773 code for a protein of 239 amino acids. The transcript has 4 exons.
ACCUACAAAUUAAACUUAAUUUCUGGGAAUUUAUAAUUGUAGUGUGUCCAUAUAUGGCGUCGGCGGUGGAAGGCGAGAAGAUGCCGCCGGGAAAGGCGAUGACGAUGGGGCAACACAUGGUGGACAAAGGCGCUCAGAUGCUGCAAUCUUUGAGCCCCAUUAAAGAGAUGAGCCAGCACGCGUGCACAUUCGCCAUCUACAGCCAUGACAUGAGCCGUCAAAUCGAGACUCACCACUUCAUCACCCGCAUAAACCAGGAUUUCCUGCAGUGCGCCGUCUACGACUCCGAUGAAUCCCACGGCCGCCUUAUCGGGGUGGAGUAUAUAAUUUCUGACAAAUUAUAUGAAGGCUUGCCUGAAGAUGAACAAAAGCUGUGGCAUUCUCAUGCUUAUGAGAUCAAAUCAGGAUUGUGGGUGAACCCUAGAAUCCCAGAGAUAUUGGGUAGAUCUGAGCUUGAAAAUCUUGCCAAGACCUAUGGCAAAUUCUGGUGUACAUGGCAAACCGACAGAGGUGAUAAGCUUCCCAUAGGGCUGCCAUCACUAAUGAUGUCUCCUCAGGCAGUAAAUCCGGGGAUAGUGAAACCGGAGCUAGUUCAGAAGAGGGAUAACAAAUACAACAUAUCAACCAACAGCCUAAAGGAAUCCCGAGUGGAGAUAGCAGAGCCGGAGUGGAUUAAUCCUCAGGCGGAUUACUGGAAACAGCAUGCCAAGGGUUUCAUCGUCGACGUAGAACAGACUGAGAUGAAGAAGAGGGAGGGCAUUGAGUUUCCAUGAUCGAUACAUAAUCCACCUUUGCUAAUAAUAAGCCUUAUAUAUAUAUACAUAUAUGAUGGAGAGCAUAGUUAAUAAUCAUAUAUAGAUUUG